CAUUAGGGGUCACUGUCUUUCUGUUCUUGUCAUUCCCUCCUCCUCCUAGCCCUUCUCAUUGUAGCUCUUGAUCUCUCUUGCUUGUGGGUUUAGCUUCCACGGAACAGAUGCGGCAAGAGAACGAUAUAUAGCUCUUUACCUUAGUGAUAGGAAAAAUUCUAGAAGAUUUUUUUUAUUAUUAUUAUUUUAGAGAUACAAGAUGCUCGAUUAAUAUGAAACAGCUUAUCUAUCAAGAGGAUUUUUAAGAGGCCAGAAAUUGAUAUAGCUUAAUUUAAAAUCAUCCGGAGAAAAAUUUUAGAAACCCCGAGUUCUAGAUGGAAGUGGAAUCCAGACGAUCGUAGCUUCAGAUGAGAAACUAGAGAAAAUUAAAGCAGCGUUAGUUCUCCAAUUUUUGUUUCCGAUCAAAAUCCACAGAGAAGAAAGAUUUAAUCGGAGCAACUGUAACUGAUCGUGAUUACCAUGAUUUUGGAACAAAAAUCUCAAAAUUUCCCAAGAAACCAAGACUGGAGCCUUUGAACCCUCCGAUCCUGCACCCAUCCUCAAUCCCUCCGUUUUCUCUCUGUUUCCUCCCUCUUCUUUCUUGGGUUUCGAUGCGAGGCAGAAUCAUAAGAUGCCAGCGGGCGAGAAUAGGAUUGGCGCGGCGAUGACGGCAACAGAGAGAGAUGAGUCGGAUGGGGAGAAGCCGUCAACCGUCGGAAGGCCAUGCUUCUUCGGGUCGAUUGCUUCCACCUGCAUGCACGUAUAGAAUUAUGGGAGAAUCGUUGAUAAUAUUAACACAAUAAUAAUAAUUGGAUAAAGAUUUGAAAUUAUCCGUCAUCUAUCUUCUCAAGAUUUUUUUUUAAAAAAAUAAAUAAAUAUCGGUUAGAGUUUGCAGAGAAAUAUCAAAUAAGGUAAUGGAUAAGGAUUUAGAGGUAUUUAUUAUUUAAUUUUAUUAAUCUUUUAUAAAUAUCCGUCAGAGAUCAGUCUCAUCAGAGGAGAAAUUUUUUUUAAAAAAUAUAUUAAUUAAAAUCUGAUUUAGAAAUUGAUGAUAUAGAAACUUCCUUUCUUUCAUUCCAUAUUUUUUUUGCCUUUUUGAUGCAGAUUCCAUAUCUUUUUGUUGGGGGUGCUCAUCUUCUUCUUCCAAAAACGAAGCAGAAGAUUGGGAAUGGUGAGGGGCGGAAGAAGGCAUGACGCGCACGUAAAUCUGGAGAUAGAAAAGUCCGUCUUGGAUGACGUGCCAUCGACGUGGAUGGAUGGAAGUAUAGUAAAGGAUGCGUCCUGCAUGCUAACUUUUGGUCGCUGCGGUUAUCCGCCUUCUCCCAUAAAUUUGGGAGAUCACUUUCUUUCCGCUGCCCCUUCGUCUCCUCACUCUUUCUCUUCGCUUGUUUAAGUUUCCAAUCUCCUCCCCUUCGAGGGUUUCAGGGAUUUUCUUGGAACCUUUCUUCCUAAUUCUUCUCGCGAAAUAGAUCAUAGCGAGCGAUGAGGAUUCUCCGUGGAGAUGAAGGGAUCUCCGCUUCUCGAGAGCACCUCGUCUUCGCCUACUACGUCACCGGCCAUGGGUUCGGCCACGCCACCCGCGUCGUUGAGGUUGUGCGGCAUCUCAUUGUGGCUGGUCAUGAUGUUCAUGUGGUGACGGGUGCUCCAGACUUUGUUUUCACUACUGAGAUACAGUCUCCCAAUCUCCACAUUCGCAAGGUUUUGCUGGACUGCGGAGCUGUGCAAGCUGAUGCUUUGACGGUAGACCGGCUUGCCUCCUUGGAGAAGUAUCAUCAGACAGCUGUGGUGCCUCGGGCCUCUAUUUUGGCAACUGAAGUGGAAUGGCUGAACUCCAUCAAGGCUGACUUAGUGGUCUCGGAUGUUGUUCCUGUGGCAUGCCGAGCAGCGGCAGAUGCUGGGAUUCGCUCGGUUUGUGUCACGAAUUUCAGUUGGGAUUUUAUAUAUGCAGAAUAUGUCAUGGCAGCUGGGCAUCAUCACCGUUCUAUUGUUUGGCAGAUAGCCGAAGAUUACUCUCACUGUGAAUUCUUAAUCCGUCUUCCUGGAUAUUGCCCUAUGCCUGCUUUCCGGGAUGUCAUUGAUGUACCUCUGGUUGUCAGAAGGUUGCACAAAUCUCGACUGGAGGUCAGGAAGGAACUUGGAAUUGAGAAUGAUGUGAAAGUAGUUAUUUUCAAUUUUGGGGGACAGCCAGCUGGAUGGAAACUGAAGCAAGAGUGGUUACCGGAUGGUUGGCUAUGUUUGGUCUGUGGUGCAUCUGACAACCAAGAGCUUCCGCCAAAUUUUGUGAAGCUUGCAAAAGAUGUAUAUACACCUGACUUAAUUGCAGCAUCCAACUGCAUGCUUGGAAAAAUUGGGUAUGGCACUGUCAGCGAAGCUUUGGCAUACAAGUUGCCAUUUGUCUUUGUGCGCAGAGAUUAUUUCAAUGAAGAGCCAUUUUUAAGAAAUAUGCUUGAGUAUUACCAGGGUGGCGUUGAGAUGAUUAGGAGAGAUUUGCUCACUGGACACUGGACACCGUAUCUUGAGCGUGCCCUUACUCUUAGGCCAUGCUACGAGGGAGGAAUUAAUGGUGGAGAGGUGGCUGCCUGCAUACUACAGGAUACAGCUAUUGGAAAAAAAUAUGCUUCAGAUAAGAGUGGAGCAAGGCGACUUCGUGAUGCCAUAGUGCUGGGAUAUCAACUACAAAGAGCUCCUGGCAGAGAUAUAGGCAUUCCUGAUUGGUAUUCUCUUGCUGAAAAUGAAGUCCGUCUUCGUCCUGCAUUGCCAAAUACUGAGAUCAAUGGAAAUGCCUCUCUUGUGGAAUUAUGCAUCGAGAACUUUGAGAUACUUCAUGGUGAUCUGCAUGGUUUAUCCGAUACAGUGGCUUUUCUAAAGAGCCUAUCGGGUCUUGAUGGUGGAUCUGAUCUAAAGAGUCCUGAGAAGCGCCAAUUAAGGGAGAGGAUUGCUGCUGCAGCACUCUUUAAUUGGGAGGAAGAAAUUUAUGUAGCAAGAGCACCUGGAAGGUUGGAUGUUAUGGGAGGAAUUGCUGAUUAUUCAGGAAGCCUAGUUUUGCAGAUGCCAAUAAGGGAAGCCUGCCACGUGGCUGUUCAGAAGAAUUGUCCUAGCAGGCAAAAACUCUGGAAACAUGCUCAAGCACGGCAGCAGGCGAAGGGACAAGGACCCAUUCCUGUGCUACAAAUUGUAUCAUUUGGUUCUGAGCUAAGUAACCGUGCACCAACCUUCGAUAUGGACCUAUCAGACUUGAUGGAUGGAGGGGAACCGAUUUCCUAUGAAAAGGCCCAUAAGUACUUUGCACAAGAUCCAUCUCAGAAGUGGGCAGCAUAUAUUGCUGGAACAAUUCUUGUCUUGAUGACUGAGCUUGGUGUGCACUUUGUGGACAGUAUAUGCAUACUGGUCUCUUCUGCUGUCCCAGAAGGUAAAGGUGUUUCUUCUUCUGCAGCAGUGGAGGUAGCCACCAUGUCUGCGAUUGCUGCUGCUCAUGGGUUGAAUAUUGAUCCAAGGGAUCUUGCAUUGCUUUGUCAGAAGGUCGAAAAUCAUAUUGUUGGAGCUCCAUGUGGAGUGAUGGACCAAAUGACAUCAGCUUGUGGGGAAGCUAACAAGCUGCUUGCCAUGGUUUGCCAGCCUGCAGAGGUAAAGGAACUUGUUGCUAUUCCAACUCACAUACGAUUUUGGGGUCUUGAUUCUGGAAUACGGCACAGUGUUGGCGGCACUGAUUAUGGAUCUGUAAGAAUAGGCACCUUCAUGGGGCGUAAGAUGAUAAAAUCUGCUGCCUCUAAUCUACUGUCCCAGUCUUUGGCUAGUGUAAAUGCUCCUCAAGAAGAGGACGGAAUGAAUUUGGAUGAAUUCGAAGAGCACAGCAUUGAGCUACUUAAAGCUGAAUCUUCACUGGAUUACUUAUGUAACCUUUCACCACACAGAUACAAAGCUGUAUAUGCAAAGAAACUUCCUGAGUGCAUAACUGGAGAGGUAUUUAUAAAGAAGUACAACGAUCACAGUGAUACUGUAACAGUCAUUGAUCCCAAGUGUGCCUAUGUAGUCAAGGCACCUACUAAACAUCCAAUCUACGAAAAUUUCCGUGUUGAGGCAUUCAAAGCAUUAUUGACCGCAUCCAAAACCGACGAACAACUUUCUGCCCUUGGAGAACUCAUGUAUCAGUGCCAUUACAGCUACAAUGACUGCGGACUUGGCUCUGAUGGGACUGAUAGGCUGGUUAAAUUGGUGCAAGAAAUGCAUCAUAGGAAAGUUGAUGAUGGAAGCUCUAGUUUAUUUGGUGCAAAAAUCACUGGUGGAGGCUCAGGUGGCUCAGUUUGUGUUAUUGGAAGGAACUGCGUUAGGAGCAGUGAAGAAAUUAUUGAGAUUCAGCAAAGGUACGAAGCUGCCACUGGCUAUCUACCGAUCACUUUUGAGGGCUCAUCACCUGGUGCUGGAAAGUUCGGCUACCUAAGACUGCGACGUCGGCCAUCCUCGGCAGAUGGAAAUUUGAAAUAAGUCAAGAAAACCCUGAAGCCCCAGCCGGGUAUAAAGGUUCUCCAGUUACAAAUAAGAUAUAUGAUGUGAUGACAGUUUCCAGCUUGAAUAAGCUGUUCAGUUUGGGAUACGUAAUGCUUUGCCCACAUGCUGACCAUACAUGCGUGGUUUGAUGACUGGUAAAGCAUUUUGGAAAUCAGAUUUUAAAUCUUCUGAAAAGCUAGCAUAUUCUCAAUGCACGUAAAAGGUCUUUUAAACGAUGCACAGCUUCUGUCGAGUAAUUCCCUCAACAUGCUUGUCAUGGUUGCCAAUCUUAUCGAUCAGAUCGGCUCGGUUGUGAAUGUUUGUUACGGUGUUGCCUCGGGUGGUGUGGCCUCGCCGUAGCACGUUAUGGAGUCCUCUCUCUUUUUAAUCUUUACAUGUGGAACUCUGUUAUAUAUAUAACUGGUAACCACUCCUUUUGUGGAUUUAAAGCAUGACCUCAAUGCAAGCUAGAAUUAGGGUUUCCAGGGUCCCAGUUACUUUCGUCAACGAAAGGGGGCCGAACAUAGAAUAAGUAAAUGUAAUUGUAUGCUAAUAUACAUCACAUUCAUACAUAGCAUUAUAUAUAUAUAUAAUUCAAUAUUUGCUUA
Molecule: messenger RNA, 5069 nt
Organism: Elaeis guineensis (African oil palm)
Lineage: Eukaryota; Viridiplantae; Streptophyta; Magnoliopsida; Arecales; Arecaceae
Product: L-arabinokinase
Molecular function (GO): ATP binding
Source: RefSeq, a predicted model, not a curated record